Molecule: messenger RNA, 4222 nt
Organism: Larimichthys crocea (large yellow croaker)
Lineage: Eukaryota; Metazoa; Chordata; Actinopteri; Sciaenidae
Gene: amotl2a
Product: angiomotin like 2a
Exons: 11
Coding region: 316-2448 (710 amino acids)
Biological process (GO): hippo signaling; establishment of cell polarity involved in ameboidal cell migration; actin cytoskeleton organization
Cellular component (GO): plasma membrane; bicellular tight junction; cytoplasmic vesicle
Source: RefSeq, a predicted model, not a curated record
UUACAUUCCAGUCAUUCCAGCCACGGCGAACAAUCGGCCCUCAGUUAUUUAUUCGUGCAGCUCGCAGCUCAGUCUGCUCAGUCUGCUGCUCGCUGCCCGUCGGUGCGCACACAUCCAAAAAAAAAAAUCGUACAUGGAGGAAAACUGGAGGAAGAAACUCGUGGAAAUUUGUGCUGAACAGAGCGCGAAACACUAUUGAGAUUAACUCUGUCCUGUGUGUGUGUGAUCAUAACAUCAUUCGAUUUGUGAUUCCUGACGUGCUCAAACUGCCACCUCUAGGCUGUUUUUAUUGUGCACAUUUUCCCACUGAUUGAAAUGAGAACAGCUGAAGACUCAUCUGGAACGGUCCUGCACCGUCUCAUCCAAGAGCAGCUCCGCUACGGGAACCUGACAGACACUCGCACGCUUCUCGCCAUCCAGCAGCAGGCCCUGCGUGGAGGCAGCAGCAGCAGCGGCGGCGGCGGAGGGGGCACGGGAAGUCCUCGUUCCUCUCUGGAGAGCCUGACUCAAGACGAGUCCCAGUACAUACAGAUGUCAAAGAGGCAAGAGCCUCAAGGCCAGGAGCACCAGGGGGACAGCCUGCACUCUGAGAGCCAAGUGUGCCAUCUGUAUCAGCUCCAUGGAGAGGAGCUGCCCACUUAUGAGGAAGCCAAGGUUCACUCUCAGUACCUGAUCUCUCAGCAGGGGCAAGAAGGGCCCAGCAUGGACAUAAUGGGGAGUCGCAGUGAGGGACAGUGGGAUUUGAAGAGGGAGCAUGCUCGCUCCCUCAGUGAGAGGCUCCUGCAGCUUUCUCUGGAGAGGAAUGGACCGAGACAAAGUCUGGCUAUGAGCUCUUCGCACAGCUACCCGCAGCUGUAUAAUAAUAAUAAUGUUACAAAUGCCGUGGCACCUGAAAAGCAAGGGGCCCAGCAGUGUGUGGACCAGCGUGGGCCACCUCCGGACUAUCCUAUCUUUGCCAGACUUCCUGAAUACAUGGUCAGCCACUCGCAGGAGCAUGGACAGUACUGCAGAGACCCUCCUCCCCCCUUCUACUCGCAGCAUCACAGCAGGUAUGUGUCCGCUCAGUCCCAGGUGGCUCACAACAACAUCACCGCAGCCUUCGGCAAUAACUCAGCGCAGACCGACGUGUUGAUGCGGGAGAACGAACGGCUCAGGAAGGAGCUGGAAGUCUACGCCGAGAAAGCAGCCAGGCUGCAGAAGCUGGAGUUGGAGAUUCAGAGGAUAUCUGAAGCUUAUGAGACUCUGAUGAAAGGGUCUGCCAAGCGGGAAACUCUGGAGAAAACAAUGAGGAAUAAGCUCGAGGCCGAGAUAAAGAGGAUGCACGACUUUAACAGAGAUCUGAGAGAACAACUUGACACGGCGACAAGACAGCGAGUGGCCAAGGAGGCUGAGUGUUCAGACCAGAGGCAGCACGUCUUCGUCAAACUGCUCGAGCAGAAUGAGGAGCAGCAGCGGGAACGUGAACAGCUGGAGAGGCAGAUACAGCACCUGCGCGUCUCCGGUGAUGAGUGCCAACGGAGGCGAGAGCUGGUUGAGAAGGCUUUGGCCUCGACGCAGGCCCGCAACCGGCAACUGGAGGAAGAGCUGCAGAGGAAGAGAGCCUACGUGGAGAAAGUGGAGCGGCUGCAGAGCGCGCUGGCUCAGCUGCAGGCUGCGUGCGAGAAGAGGGAGACGCUCGAGCUGCGGUUGCGAACUCGGCUGGAGCAGGAACUGAAAAGCCUCAGGGCACAACAGUCUCAGAAUCAGUCGGCUGACCCAACGGCUUCGGAGCUGAGCUCAUCCACAUUGCAACAACAGCUGAGGGAGAAAGAGGAACGUAUUCUGGCCCUGGAGGCAGACAUCACCAAGUGGGAGCAAAAAUACCUGGAGGAGAGCACCAUGAGGCAGUUUGCAAUGGAUGCAGCUGCCACUGCUGCAGCACAGAGAGACACAACCAUCAUCAAUCAUUCACCACGACACUCGCCAAACAGCAGUUUUAACGAGGACCUGCCUUUGUCGAGUCACAGACACCAGGAGAUGGAGAACAGAAUCCGCGCACUUCACGCUCAGCUCUUGGAGAAGGAUGCUGUGAUCAAAGUCCUCCAGCAGCGCUCCAGAUGGGAGCAGGGCAAACUGGAGAAACAGGGGCUUCGUCUCGCGAGGUCCGUCCCAUCUAUCAACACCGUGGCUGGCAGCACAGAGAGUAAAGGAAAGAACCUCUCAGAUGACCAGACAGGUGCUGCUGCUGCGCUGCAACCCCGACCCCGUGUGGUGCCCCAGAGCUCGAGCCGAGACUGCAGCACCCAGUGCGACGAGGCCCUGCAAGAGCCUGAGCUCACGGCAGAGCCCAGCAAGCUAAAGACGGCUGAGGCAGCUACCACUGACACCUCGGAGGAGCCAAAGGCACCACUCAAGACGUUCAAGAGCAUCAACGGCUCAGACGCAGAAGUGGUUGAGAUUCUCAUUUGAGUGCAGCUCGUGUGACCGAACAGCGAGAGCCAACGAUGACUCGGUGAUGAGACUUUUUGGCUGUGAUGUCAAAGGCCUUCCUCGAUGUCUGACCACAAGUGAAGAAGUCUGACGCAAAUCUAAAUCAACAUGCUGAGUCCAGAAUGUGGCACAGUCAUGGUGGAGAGGAGAGCUGAGCUUUCCUCCCCAUGAACGAUUGACAUUUUCCCUCACCAGUCAGAGGUCUUCAAGGUACCUGGACAGUAUUGUGCGCUCUGAUAGGGACUGGGCUGCUGAUGGUGCAUAUACAUAUGUUGUGCAUGUAACUUUUUGUAGUUAUGUAUUUAUAUUUGUACGUGCUGCUCAUAUUGCGACGUUACAGAACAAGGAUCACUCGUCCUGCUCUGCUCCAUUUAAAUUAUUUACAAAUGUACUCACUAGUCUGGGUUAAGCGCGCAACACGGUUAUGUUUUUGAGUUUCUAGUAGCGAGCCUAUUACCAUCCUCUCUGUAAAAAUAAUGGGAAUAUUUAUAAAAAUGACUCACUAUAAGCAUCCUCUAUGUUUUCAUGCCCUGUUUAGGGAUUAUUCUGUGUAACAGAAUCCUGAAUUAACAGUUGCUCCUCUCUUUAAAAUACAUUCGGAGGCCCUGCUCACAGCUCAGCGGAGGAUUUGGAAACUUCCUUUGAAUGCGGAGCCUGCAGAACGUCUGCUCAUUUCUCUCUUAAAAAAGCCUGCGAGGAUUGACAGGGGUCUAAUUUUCCAGAUCCCGGGUUAAUGUUUGGGGCCUCAAAUGGCGACUGCCCAGUAUUUCGCUCCCCUCCGCUGACACUCCGGAGCUAAUCUUCUCACAUUCCCUCGCUGAGGGAAUGCUCCCGUUAAAGAAAAAGGCUAUCUAAAGUCUGACCCCUCGCCCUUGUUAAAAUGGCACGCAUUCUCCACAUGAUUCCUUUUCUGGGGCUGGUUAUUUCUUCUGAGCCCCUCGGUAGCUGGUUCUACCACGGGCUCAGAAAUGGUCAACUAUAAUUGGCCCGCAUUUGCUACUCUAUUUGUUGUCUCCAUCAGUGUGUUAUAUUCAGACGUGUUUUCUCCAUUGCUCAAGUAUCUCACAUUUCUGAGUGGACUAUAUCCUUAACAUGGACUCUUCUAUUUAUUUCUGCCUGCAAGAUUGUAGGAUCACUGAACACUGCUGAAUGUAAAACUGUUUUCCAGGUCUGUGUUUUGUAUUUAACUGGAAUGUGUGCCACGAUUCAGAUUAGUUUGACUCUUCAGAGGGGGAAUACGGCUCAAAAUUCGACAUCAGUAGAUUUGUGAAGAAGCUAAUGUGUAAUCCUUGUUGGUAUUUAUUUCCAGCUUCCAUCCUGACAACAUUAUCAACGGGAGUAUUGUUUGAAGUCCGUGUGAAAUCCCACAUUUGACUGGUAUUCCCCCUUGAGCCUUUUUCAUCAUAUGUCCCGUCACAAUGCGUUUGCUGGUCAAUGCAGUGUGUCAACCCUUCACUUUGUUUGGAAUCUGUUUACAUGAAUGGCUAUUUGAAGUGAGAGAAGUUAAUAUAUUUUGUAGUUGUCGUUUUUUUUGGUUUUUUUUCAUGUAUACACAUUUGUUUUUGUUUCUGGUGCCAAAGAUGUACUCUACUUUUAAGUUAUAUCCGAUGUCAAAUACAAAAGGUUCUGUUCAGGAGCCUUGCUUCAGCUGGUUGACCCAUUUUGUUGUUGCUGUGAACUUUUGUAAAGGAAACAUUUGUAUGUAUGCCUUAACAUUUCACUAUAAUAGAUUAAAAUUCUUAAUAUAUGUCUG